AUAAUCUCUAAAUUACACACUAUUAAUUUUAAAAAAAAAACCCUAAAGAAAUACUUUUAAUUCCAGCGGUAGCUAAAAGCUGGAAUUCACUGUUAUAUGUAAAUAUAUUUAUAUAAAAUAAAUCAAUAUCAUUCUGCCUUUGCUUAACGCAGAAACAAAUCAAUAACGGUCGUUAAAGCUCUCUUCUCUUUUUCAGAUCUUUUCAUUUUUGUGUUUUCAGUUCAGGUGUAUAUUUUUGAAGAAUUGAUUGGAAAAAGAAGGAAAUAGUGAUCAUGGCUUUAGGGAAAUACAGUAGAGUAGAUAAUAAUAAGAGUUCCUCGUCUUCGAGUUAUUGUUCCACUGUCACCAUUGUGAUUUUCAUGGGAUUAUGCUUAGUUGGGAUUUGGAUGAUAACCUCGUCCUGGGUUGUCCCGCUUCAGAACGGGGAUGAUAUGGCUGAAGAAAAGAAAAAUCAGGUCGAGAAUCACAGCGGCAACAAGCCACAGUUUGAAGAUAAGCCCGAUGAUCUAGGUAAGGAUGCUCCGCAAGGGGAUUCAAAUGUGAGUCUAGCUAAAGAUGAGGGCAAAACCAACUUCAAUGCAAAAGAAAAUAAUGAGAACGCUGAAGAGACUAAGUUGGAGAAGUCUAAGAAGGAUAAUGAGCAAUCCAAUCCUGAAGGUGGAGUGAAAAACAAUGGAAGCAGCGAGAAUCCGGGUGGACAAGGGUCUGAAAACAGCAAUGAUAAACCUUAUUCUAAUGAGAAUGACAAGAAAUCCUAUUCUAAUGAUGGUCAAGUGAAAAAGAAGAGCUCAAAUGAAGUUUUCCCAUCUGGUGCUCAGUCUGAAAACUCUGAUGGUCAAGCGAAAGGUGCUCAGUCUGAGCUUUUGAAGGAAACAAAGAUUCAGAAUGGAUCCUUCUCUACUCAGGCGGCAGAAUCAAAAAAUGAAAAAGAUGCUCAGUCGUCAAACUCAUCAUCAAAGGAAUACAGUUGGAAGCUUUGCAAUACCACUGCCGGGCCUGAUUUUAUCCCCUGCCUUGACAAUUGUGAGGCCAUCAGGAAUCUCCAUAGUACCAAACAUUAUGAACAUCGAGAGAGGCACUGUCCAGAAGCAUCACCAACCUGCCUUGUUCCUCUUCCUGAAGGAUACAAAUACCCAAUUCCAUGGCCGAAAAGUAGGGACAAGAUUUGGUACAGAAAUGUUCCCCAUUCCCAGCUAGUAAAAUUUAAAGGAGGUCAGAAUUGGGUGGAAAUUUCCGGGAAUUACUUAACAUUCCCUGGUGGUGGAACCCAGUUUAGGAGAGGUGCACUUCAUUAUAUCGACUUCAUACAAAAGUCUGUGCCUGAUAUAGCAUGGGGGAAACACUCUCGAGUGCUGUUGGAUAUUGGAUGUGGGGUUGCCAGCUUUGGAGGUUAUCUUUUUGAAAGAAAUGUGAUCACUAUGUCGUUAGCACCAAAAGAUGAACAUGAAGCUCAAGUACAAUUUGCACUUGAAAGGGGAAUUCCUGCUGUGUCUGCUGUGAUGGGUACUAAGAGACUUCCCUACCCUAGCAGUGCAUUUGAUGUUAUUCACUGUGCACGAUGUAGAGUUCCAUGGCACAUAGAAGGUGGUAAACUCCUUUUAGAGCUCAACCGUUUGCUACGACCUGGUGGUUUCUUUGUGUGGUCUGCUACUCCUGUUUAUCGGAGAAAAGGUGAUGAUGCUGAAAUCUGGAAAGCUAUGAUUGAACAAACGAAAUCUUUGUGCUGGGAGUUCUUAAACGAAACUAAAAUGGAACCAGUAAAUAAGGUGGCUAUAGCAACAUUUAGAAAGCCUAAAUCUAAUGACUGCUAUGAGCAAAGGCCACAGCAAGUGCCUCCAUUAUGUCCUGAGUCUGAUGAUCCAAAUGCGGCGUGGAAUGUAUCACUUCAAACAUGCAUGCACAAAGUACCCGUAGAUGCAUCAAAACGUGGGUCUAAGUGGCCUGAGCAUUGGCCAGAAAGGUUGGAAAAAACGCCUUAUUGGUUGUCGAGUUCCCAAGUCGGAGUUUAUAGCAAAGCAGCACCAGAGGAUUUUACUGCUGACAUUGAGUCCUGGAAACAGGUGGUCACCAAGUCAUACAUGAAUAAUAUGGGAAUAGACUGGUCAUCAGUCCGAAAUGUCAUGGACAUGAGAGCUAUUUAUGGAGGGUUUGCUGCAGCACUCAAAGAUAAGAAUUUAUGGGUCAUGAAUGUCGUCCCGAUCGACUCUCCAGACACACUUCCUAUAAUAUACGAAAGAGGUCUGUUUGGUAUAUAUCAUGAUUGGUGUGAAUCAUUUAGCACCUACCCGAGAUCUUACGAUCUUCUCCAUGCUGACCAUAUAUUCUCCAAGGUUCAAAAGAGGUGCAAUUUCAUUGCUUUGGUUGCCGAGGUCGAUCGAAUACUAAGGCCGGGAGGGAAGCUUAUUGCUCGAGACCAUGUCGAGACUAUUACCAAGCUGGAGGAUAUGUUCCGGUCCAUGCAUUGGGAAGUCAAGAAGAAAUACUCCCAGGACAAGGAAGGCUUGAUUUGUGUUCAGAAAUCGAUGUGGCGACCUACGGAGAUAGAGACGCUCACAUAUACCAUUGCUUAGGCAUCGGUUUCUCAUCUUUUGCCUUUUACUCUCUUCUCUUGUGGUUGCUAACUGCAAUUUUUGGUAUGUAAUAGCCCUUGUAGAGGCUUGUAUCAUGUUAA
This is a messenger RNA of Hibiscus syriacus, 2671 nucleotides long. Its product is annotated as probable methyltransferase PMT26. Gene Ontology annotation, cellular component: trans-Golgi network; cytoplasm; endosome. NCBI's taxonomy places the organism in Eukaryota, Viridiplantae, Streptophyta, Magnoliopsida, Malvales, Malvaceae. The transcript has 12 exons. The coding region runs from base 273 to 2570 and encodes 765 amino acids. Gene Ontology annotation, molecular function: methyltransferase activity. The record is from RefSeq and is a predicted model, not a curated record.